AUGGCCUCUGACGCAGCCUCCAUCUCCUCUCAGUCCACCGAGGCCUCCUUCGUGAAGCCUGCGCUGCCCGCCGCCGACGCCACCUCGGCCGAUAAGGCAGAGCGACGUCGCCUGCGCACCCGCCUUCGCACCGCGCUCUCCGACAUGGGCACCCCUCCCACUAGCCGCCAUGAUAAGGAGCAUGGGAUCGAGACGCCCAAGCAUGUUGAUCUAGGCAUGGUGCGCGCAUCUACGCUAUCGAGGACUUGA
This is a messenger RNA of Parascedosporium putredinis, 249 nucleotides long. NCBI's taxonomy places the organism in Eukaryota, Fungi, Ascomycota, Sordariomycetes, Microascales, Microascaceae. The record is from the annotation of a GenBank genome assembly.